Talpa occidentalis (Iberian mole) is the source of this 8776-nucleotide messenger RNA. It is a transcript of the gene BDKRB2, whose product is annotated as bradykinin receptor B2. Gene Ontology annotation, cellular component: membrane. The record is from RefSeq and is a predicted model, not a curated record. Gene Ontology annotation, biological process: smooth muscle contraction; neutrophil chemotaxis; immune response. Bases 3721 to 4887 code for a protein of 388 amino acids. Gene Ontology annotation, molecular function: bradykinin receptor activity. The transcript is spliced from 3 exons. Lineage: Eukaryota; Metazoa; Chordata; Mammalia; Eulipotyphla; Talpidae.
GGACCCCAGGGGGGCAUGACAGGCGGCCUGGGCUUGCUCUGAGGCUAUUUGAGGAAAUGCAUUACUGAGCAUCUACUGUGUGCAGAGUCUGCAGGGUGAAUCCCCACAUAAACUACGGACUUUGGGUGACUAUGAUGUGUCCAGGCAGCCUCAUUCAUUGUAGUAAAUACCCUCUCUGGGGUUCAUUAUUCCAGUAAAGUGGAAUAUUUCAAGAAUGGGGAAGAUGUGUUAUAGAAAAAUUAUUGUAAACAAUGAAACCCACUAAACUUGAAGUUUACAGCUAAUGAAACAGGUGUGAUUGUUGAGCUUGACAACUGUUGUAAAAGGAUGCUUGAAAGAGAAAAAAAAUGAAAAAUUAGGUAACAAUCUGGAACUAAAGAUUCUCAUUGUAACAACUAAGCCUGGAAGUAGGAAGGGAAAGGAGAGAGAGAGAAAAGUAUGUCAAGGUUUUUCAAAACUGGAAGAACAGUUCUUUUUCCACUCUUGAUGCUAAUAAUCCAGGGACACAGUUUUAAUGUUUGUCACAUUCUAAUAUAUGAUACAGGUUUUAAGAUGUUGGUCAAAAAAUCGAAGAUAAACUUUAGAACAGCAGGUGUGUAUUAGAAAGUAUACAUACUACAUAGAUAGACAUUGCUUUCUACUCUACAAAGAAUAUAUAUUCCAAGGAAUACUUAUGUUCAAGGCCCUAAAGAAAGCCUCGUUGUAGUCCCCAGGACUUGGUCACAAGAUCCUGGGAACAACUGAGCUGUAGGUGGCGUAACAGAGAAAUCAGUGCUCUUCUGCCCCUGCUGCCCGCCACGUCGUCCCCCAGAAGGCAGUCUGGGUGCUGGGAGCGUGAUAGAGCUGCUCUAGUGCUCUGGUGGUCUGAGGCUGAACGCUGCACUCCGGAGCUGUGUGACUUUCUGAGGCUCGCAUCCUCUCUGACGUUCAUUCACCCUGAAAUUCCAGGGUGUCACACCCACUGUAGCCCUUCAGGGACAUGGUUGUGCAAAGGUCGCCAGAAUCACCCCCUAUAACCUCUCCACCUCUGUAGGGUCAGGAAGGCACUGAGCAGGUUCUCUAUAAUGCCACAGAUGGGUGGGUAAAGGAGAGUCCUGGAGCCCUCAGUGGCUUUCUCAGACGUUUAUUGAGCUUUACAUGUAGUGUGGCAAACAGGUACAUGGCAGGCAGGGGUGUCGGGAAGCCAGGAGGCUGGGAGGCCCCCAAGCCCCCAGCAAGUCUUCUCUGGCUUAUUCCGCCCCUUCUCUCUCCGGCCUCUCUCCUGCUUCUGCUGCUCUUGGUGCCUGUCUCCAUACCCCCUCCAUGGCCCACAGAAGUAAACAAGUGAGCUUACAACAAUGUAACCACUGCAGGUGCCCCAGCAGGCAGGGCAAUCCUAAUGGUGGGAGGGCAGAAAAGCCUGAAAACCAUUUACCCUACAACCUCCUAAUGAGGAAAUGAAGCCCAGAUACAUUAUUCAAGGCAUCUGUCCAAGGUCACACCUGAACAGAUGUUUGCCACUGCUGCUCUGGCAAGUGUUUUGGGCAGGACCAAAAGGAUUGUUGCCGGGAAGGAUUUUUUUUUUUUUUAAUUUAUGCAUACAAGAACUGGAGAAGGAUUGUUUUUAACCUGCUACCGGCUCUGCCUGUGGGUUUAUUGUGUCUUCCUCAGGCCUGUUUUGUAAACCCAGCUGGCUUAAGGUCACACAGGCACUUGCAGGCAGCCAGGGCAGCGCAGGGCACCCCACUCCCCGGGCUCCCCGGGAUGGCCCAGGGGAAGAGUGUGGGAAACCUGACCUUCCUCCUGCACACCAGGGCCUGACUGGACCAGAGGAAGUGCUUUUCUGGAAACCCUGCUCCCUCUGGAUCUGCAGCUUUCCUGCCUUCUGCAUUUGUGCUUUUACUCUCUGCAAGGAUUUCUGUUUCCUCCCAUCAUAAAUUAUUUACAUGCUCUUGAUGAAAGCCCAGAACAUCAGGAAACUGGAAAGAGGGCACCUUGUAAUCAUGCAAAGGCUGCGUUCGUCAGCUUUCUGUGUCUGCCCCUCCGCAUCUUCAUGUGGGGUGGGACGACAGGUUUGGGCUUUUAAGCAGGUUUACGACCUUAGCUCUGUCUUCCCCAUGGGAUGGGGACAGCAGUGAGAUGAAAAUAAAAGCACAUUGGGCCAAGGGCCUGGAUUCCCGGACCUGGGUCCAAGGCUGAGCUCCGCCUCUGACUGGCUGUGUGUGCUGGGAGAAUACACACCUUUUCCGGGCUUCUGUGUCCACCUCUGAAACAUGAGGGGUCUGAUGAGUGUCCAAGAACCCUUCCCACCCUAGUAUUCUAGAAUCCUGGAGGCUUAACCCUGGGCAGAGUUUCAGGGGUGGAAGGAUUCUUCUGGUACAAGAAUCCUAUGCUUCAGUUAAGACAGCCCCUCAAAUAAUGUCCCCACGGGGGCCAGACCCAUAGACCCCCAGAUGCCAGUCACCUCAGGUCUGGCCCGGACCCCUAAAAUCCCACUCCAGGAUGAAACAGGCAAGGACUUCCCUCUCAUUGCAAGCUGGCAUUGUCUGCUGUGGUUUUAGAUGUGUUCAGACCUUUCUGGGCCUCAGUUUCCCCCUCUGCAAAAGAGAGGGUGAAGGGAUAUGGGACAUUUUCUUUUUUAUCAAUAUAAAUCUUUUCUCCAAUAAGAUUGUUUGCAGAAAACUGAGACAGACAGAGAGGAUGGAAUCUUUGACAUUUAUGGAGUCUUUAAAGUAUGUGGAGGAUUGUUCUAGAAGCUUUCCAUUCAAUAACCUCCUAAACCUCACAGCAACCCCAAAAAGUAGGUCCCAUUUGACAGGUGGAGAAAAUGAGUCCCUGAAGGUUUCAGCAGCCUAUGGAAGUUAUACAGGCAUAGGCAUCUGAGUUGAGAUUCUGAUCUCGGUGUGGAUCACGGAUCCUUAUUCCAAUUCCUUGGGGACACAUCCAAGCAGGCAGCUGGUGUUCUUCCACACCCAUGCACACAUGCACACACACAGAGGUGCAUGUACUUGUGCACACAGCACUGCAGCAGUCCCCCACCCAAAUCCAAUCAAACUCUAAGCCAAAGGUAACCAGCGAUAGGUGUCUGUCCAGGCGGCCCCCAUUGCCAAGGCCUCCCCGGGGUCCAGGCCCAGGGAUAUGGCUUUCUCAGUCCUGUGCUGAUGCCCCAGCAGCACCACAGCUGAGCACCAGGGCCUUCAGGCAGAGGGUGGCCCAAGCGAAGCCAGAGUUAGUGACAUGGGACGGGGAGCUGUGGGGAUCAGGAGCACGUCACGUGGCUGAGGCGCUGUGAGAAUUAUGACCGAAAUAGGAAUGGAGUAAAGGGACGGCUUCCCAAACAACAGUAAAUGGGCACAAUGCAUUUUAGAAGGCGUCGCCAUGACAACCACAGAACAAUAUGGAUAUUUCCUGUAAAGCAACAGGGGAUGAAAGGUUGUCUGCAAUAGGACAUAGGAAGAUUUUAAGAUCUCUGAACGCUCCUCACGGUGCGGGAGUUUGUUUGGGGGGCAGGGGAAGUGUGGUGUUAGGAUGUCAAUGACAUUCUCAUUCACAGUAACAACAAAACCCAAGAAGCAAGACACCCUACCAGAGUAACCUAACCGUGACAAGCAGGAAAGAGUUAAGACUAAAAACUGCGGGGUGUCUGGGACCAGCCCAGUCUGGACAGUCCUGAUCUACUGCAGAGAGCACUGCGGAGAGGAGCUCUGCUUGCAAGCCAGGCGGGGCACCCCUCACGUCCAAAUGUUCUCCUGGAACCCCAUGUUCCUGUCUGUUAUUGACGAGCCCACACCCACCAUGGCCUCCGUCAGCAGCGACAUGCUCAACGCCACCUCCUCAGCCCUCACGCCUGCUCUCAACGUGAGCUCCUCAUGUCUCCCCUUGGAGUGGGGCGUCUGGCUUAAUACCAUGCAGGCCCCCUUCCUCUGGGUCCUCUUUAUCCUGGCAGCGCUCGAGAACAUCUUCGUCCUCAGCGUCUUCUGCCUGCACAAAAGCAGCUGCACCGUGGCAGAGAUCUACCUGGGCAACCUGGCGGUGGCGGACCUGAUGCUGGCCUGCGGGCUGCCCUUCUGGGCCAUCACCAUCGCCAACAACUUUGACUGGCUCUUCGGGGAGGUCAUGUGCCGCGUGGUGAACACAGUGGUGUACAUGAACCUCUACAGCAGCAUCUGCUUCCUGAUCCUGGUGAGCAUUGACCGCUACCUGGCCCUGGUGAAGACCAUGUCCAUGGGCCGGAUGCGCGGGGUCCGCUGUGCCAAGCUCUACAGCCUGGUGAUCUGGGGGUGCACGCUGCUCCUGAGCUCACCCAUGCUGGUCUUCAGGACCAUGAAGGAGUACAGAGAAGAGGGCUACAAUGUCACUGCCUGCAUGAUCAUCUACCCAUCCAGAACGUGGGAGGUGUUCACCAACAUGCUCCUGAACUUCGUGGGCUUCCUGCUGCCCCUGGUCAUCAUCACCUUCUGCACGGUGCAGAUCAUGCAGGUGCUGCGCAACAACGAGAUGCAGAAGUUCAAGGAGAUCCAGACGGAGAGGAAGGCCACGGUGCUGGUCCUGGCCGUGCUGCUGCUCUUCAUCAUCUGCUGGCUGCCCUUCCAGAUCAGCACCUUCCUGGACACGCUGCUGCGCCUGCGCGUCCUCUCGGGCUGCUGGGACGAGAAGAUCAUUGACGUGUUCACGCAAAUAUCAACCUAUGUGGCCUACAGCAACAGCUGCCUCAACCCACUGGUGUACGUGAUCGUGGGCAAGCGCUUCCGUAAGAAGUCGCGGGAGGUGUUCUGCAGACUGUGCCGGAGUGGGGGCUGUGAGUCCAGACCCAGCCAGCUGGAGAGCUCCAUGGGCACGCUGCGGACCUCCAUCUCGGUGGACCGCCAGAUGCAGAAGUUGCCGGAGUGGGUGGGGAGCAGCCAGUGAGCAGAGGCAGCACGGCUGCUAUCCAUGCAUAUGAGGGUCCGUGGACAGUCUUCAGGUGCCCGAGGGGCAGCUUGGAAGGCGCCCCACCAGUGACUCUGGACGAUGAGCCUGCGUCUCUGGUAAAACACAGGAGCAUCUGCCCGGCCCAAGUGGCAGUGAGCAUAGCUGUGAGGAUGGGGCCCCCCAGGCCCAGCCCAAGUCUCCCCACUACAUUAUCACUGCUUCACUAUUCCCGUUAGCUGCCACCCCUGGGCCAGGCUGCUCCCGCCAGGCAUGGAGGGGCCCCAGGAACAGGGACAGAGGUGACUGAGCUGCCCUCCCUGCAUCCCCCCCUUCACAGCACACAGCCCUGGUGGAGAACAGUCGCCCUGGUUUGGAGCCGUAGCUGAGGGCGAAGGCAGCGUUGGCUGCGUUUUGCCUGCAGUUUCUUUAAUGCACUUGACUAGGCCUCUGGAGGAGGAUUUUUUACCUAUGAGGGUUGAACUCUGAGGGAUCCCUGGUAAGAACUCAAAGACCAGGAUUCCGUGUCUCCCUUCGCCAACGCACAAGGAGAUCUGUGCCAAAGAGAAACCCAAUAAGCACGAACUCAGCACCUGCUGCUGAUGCAGCAUUCAGCUCCGUGGACCAGAGGAAGGGGCAAGUGCGGUCUCUGUCUUAAAGGAACUUGCAAAUCCGUGAGGAUGACGGAGACCUGGCUUCCACCUGCGGGCCCUGGCAUUGGGCAGACCAGUGAGGAGGAGCCCAGUUCCCGGCUCAGCCAACAACUAGUUGUCACGGCCUCAGUUUCCUCCUCUGUAACAGGAGGGUUUUGUGAGGAUUAACAGAGAUAACAGGCCUGGAAGUACUUUGAAAAGUGAAAGGUGCUAUUUAAAUGUGAGCUGGUUUUAUGCACCCAGAACACAGAUCAGUUUAUUACACGGGAAAAGGAGGGAGGGCUAACAAGAGCCCUACAAGGAGAAGGUGUAAAGCCCCUCCCUGUGUGGCUCGUAGUAGGUGCUCAAUAAAGUUAGCUCCCUUCCACCCUCCCUCCCCAUAACCCUGGCAUUUAGCGGGCAGGCCCUCGCUUCAGUGUUUGAUUUGUGAUGAGGCAGAGUCUUCUGCUCCCACGUGCACAGGGAAUCCCAAUGCCCAGGCGGCAGGCAGGAGUAGUCCAUGUCUGCUCACCACAUCCCUGUCUCAGCUCCCGGGCCGCACUCCCCUAUGUAGCCAGGGGGUAAAGAGAGGUGGCAUUAAGCACCCCAUCCCUGUCCCCUGCAGCUGCCAGGCUGUGAGGUCAGGUUCCCAGCUGAGCUGCCUGAGCUGGGAACAUACAACCAUGAGAAAACCCUGAGGACAACACCCCACAUGAUGGGCAGGUGGGGUGCUGAACAGAGACGGGAGAAUUACCCCAAGAGGCCUCUCAGUUCUUCAUUUGUCCAUAGAACCAACUCCAAAGGGGCCGGGAUACUGCUGCCCUUGGAAGGGGUGGAGGGCGAGGCAGACUGCCGUCCCACGAGCGGGCAGGAGGAAGCUUGGACCAGCGUCCUCAGCCAGAGACUGGAGACAGCCCGGGCCCCAGCCCUGACUCCUGCCAGAAGAAUUUGUUUCUUCCUUUUCUACACAAUUUAAUUAUCCGGUCCUGUGACUAGCACCGCGCCAAGCCCCACGGGAGAUGGGGGAACACAGCGCCAGGCCCCAGCGUCAAGAAUUACACUCCAGGCAGGCACCUGGGGCCACACCCAAGGCGUCCAGGGGCUGCAGGGACAGUGGAGUGGGCAGCGCGCAGGCAGCUCUGGCUCACCCGAUGAAGGAGCAUCUAUUCGCCAGCUACCUCUAGAGAGGAGAGGACCAGGAGGGGCGGGGUUCGUGAGCCCAUAAAUCCUGGCCGGUCCAGCUCCAGAUUUUAAAACAAAAGGAGUCAAAAAGAUUCCCUCCCCACCCAACCCUCUUCACCCCCAACACCCACCCGCCUCCCAGUUAACACGUGUGGCUGGAGAAGGAAACCCGUGCAAUGAGCAGUAUGAAGUCGUGCACCCUUUGUGAAGGAGGAAGGAGGCCUGGAGAGCUCGGAGCUCCUGAGCGGCAGAGCCUGGGCUCCUGAUGGUCAUCCAGGGCUCUUGUGGUCUGAGGACAGUCGGUCGGUCAGCGGGAGGCAAGCCGCCCUGUGGCUUGUGUGAUGCGCCGCGAACAUCUGUCCUGGGAGAGGCCGGAAGCGCUGACUGUGUAAAGGGGAAGUGUGUCUGCACGAGUGGCGUAAACGUGUGUUUUUCUGUGCAGCAUAAUAAAUGUAUGAAGAGUGUUUGCAUAAUUUUUUCAUUUGUUACAACUCCCCCAAACCCUGAGUUUUGUCAGGGACACUGCCUCGGUCACUUGGAAACCUGGGGGGUGAGGGGUAAAGGCGGGAGGAAGCUUCCAUUGGUUUCCACGCAAGCUGCUUUAGGGCUUCUGUGCUGUAGAGCAGUGGUGCGCAGGCUGAUGUGACUUGCAUUCUUUCAUGUACAAUGGAGUAUACUUAUUAUAUUCUACUCAACGCAUAUACUUACUGACAUGUACUAAAAUGCACAUUCUAAAAUAUACUCAAGUAGAAAUUGAGAAUAUUAAUAGGAUUUGACCAUCCCUCUCCCUGCCCCACAGUGUCCUACCUUGGUAACUCAUCACCCAGCUCCCCCCCAGGGCCCAUGAGGCCCCAUGAGACCCUAGAAUCAUAGGAUGGCAUGGUUUGAUCAUUCAUGAAUGCACAUAUGUUCACCCCGCCUCCUCUUCAAACCAGGCGUUUCCACUACACUAUCCAGAUCAAGCAGCCGCCCGGCCACUGCUUCCCUGCUCCUAGCGAGGAGGGACUCGGUGACCCUGGCUUUCCCUCAUUCCUACUCCAUGAAAUGUCACUUGCGUUCUGAGCCUCCGUCCAUGGCACCCUGACCCACGCCAGAAACCUGGGGCUCCUCUUUACAGGAAGCCCCCUCCAUCCCAUGCACUUGUGGGUCAGCGCGUCUCAGACCCCACCUGCCGCGUGCUUCCUGGCCCUCUCUGCUUCUUUCCAGGCCCACCUCGUCUCUUAUCAACUUUCCCAUGUCUGACGCCAAUCUUAUCCUCCCAAUCUUAUUCUCCACACUGCAGCCACGGACGUCUUUUAAGACUCUGAAAGCAUCACAAGGAGGCUGUGAAGGUGAACAGAGGCGUGUAGGGUUCAAGGUUUUGGUGUCAGGCAGACCCGGAUUCCAGUUCUGGCCUGGCUUGAGCUCUUACUUGCUGUGUGGUCUGAGUCUAUAUUUCCUCAUCUGUAAACUGUGGUGAUAGUGUUACCUACCCCAGGGGAUGGUUCACAGGAUUAAUGUGUGAAAGUGUUCAGCACAGCCUGGUGCAGAGCUGGCAACAUGCAUGUGUGUUUCCGUGGUGGCGAUGAUGGUGGGAAGAGAGGGGAUGUGCUGGUGGUGACGGGGAUGGGAGGCUAAUGUGGGCAGGGGGAUGGUGACGGUCAUGAGGAUGGUGGUGAUGAGCAUGGUGGUGAUGAUGAUGGUGAUGAGGAUGGUGGUGAUGAGGAUGGUGGUGAUGAGGAUGGUGAUGGGAUGGUGAUGUGGAGGAGGAUGAAGAUCGUGAUGAUGAGGCUGAUAAAGAUGGCAGCACAGGAGAGGCUGGCACGGCCCAGCAGGGAGUCCUUCAGUGGACCCGCCACCCUCAGCACAAAGCUCCGCAAAUGUAACACGGCUCCCCAGACCUGCCCUGAUCUGGCCUUGUCUCUCCCCCUCCAGCCGUAUGGGACCCCAGGACCUGCAGACCCAGCAAGUAUCCUGGGCUCCCUCCAGAGCCCACACUGCCUGCCCACCCCCAGCCUACAGCCCCCACCAACAGUUCUGAGCUUGCAGAAAGUUUCCCGCCAGCGCCCAAGGGCACUCACUCACCGAGGACCUGG